Messenger RNA from Psammomys obesus (fat sand rat), 2534 nucleotides. RefSeq names its product zinc finger AN1-type containing 3 (gene Zfand3). Lineage: Eukaryota; Metazoa; Chordata; Mammalia; Rodentia; Muridae. The transcript has 6 exons. Bases 91 to 774 code for a protein of 227 amino acids. Gene Ontology annotation, molecular function: zinc ion binding; DNA binding. The record is from RefSeq and is a predicted model, not a curated record.
CGCCUCCGCUCCCCUCGAGCGGGGCCCGGGCUCAGCCGCCGCCACCGCCGUCGCCUCCGAGCUCCGCCGCCGCCGCCGCCGCCGAGCGCCAUGGGAGACGCCGGGAGCGAGCGUAGCAAAGCGCCCAGCCUGCCGCCUCGCUGUCCCUGCGGCUUCUGGGGGUCCAGCAAGACUAUGAAUCUCUGUUCCAAAUGCUUUGCUGAUUUUCAGAAGAAACAACCAGACGAUGAUUCCACCCCGAGUACAAGUAACAGCCAAUCAGAUUUGUUUUCUGAAGAGACCACCAGUGACAACAGCAAUACCUCCAUAACCACGCCAGCUCUUAGUCCCAGCCAGCAGUCGCUCCCGACAGAACUGAAUGUAGCUUCCGCGAGUACAGAGGAAUGUGGGCCAUGCACAGACACAGCUCAUGUCUCGUUAACCACACCAGCCAAAAGAUCCUGUGGUGCAGAUUCACAGUCUGAGAACGAGGCUUCACCCGUGAAACGGCCGCGACUACUAGAGAACACUGAGCGGACUGAGGAAAGCAGCCGGUCGAAGCAGAAGAGUCGGCGUCGGUGCUUCCAGUGCCAGACCAAGCUGGAGCUGGUGCAGCAGGAACUAGGAUCCUGUCGCUGUGGCUACGUGUUCUGUAUGUUACACCGCCUUCCCGAGCAGCAUGACUGUACAUUCGACCACAUGGGCCGCGGCCGCGAGGAAGCCAUCAUGAAAAUGGUGAAACUGGACCGGAAAGUGGGGCGCUCCUGCCAGCGCAUCGGGGAGGGGUGCUCCUGAAGGCCAGGCACAGCCACCACACGACGCUGUUCUUAGUUCACUAAUGUUAGCCUUAUUUAGGACAAAGUCAGCCAGACACCUUGUACUGGGCACGCGUCAGACUACAGCCAGCCGUUUCCUUUCUUUAGCCAGCCAUCCUGGUACUGUAGUUUAGGGGUUGAUGGUGGAUGAAAUUGAUUUCUGGCUGGUUACUAAGGUGCCUGCUAGCCAUUGUAUAAAAUUAAAACAUGAAGAAUAUUUUUUUUGAGCAUGGCUAGUGGAUUUAAAACAGCAUAUACUGUCACUGCUGGAGUCAAACUUACAAAAAGCCUUAAGUGGAAAGUGUCCAGACCAGACUGAGUCAGCAGAGGAGGCGCAGGCCUCCCAGCCCACGCGGGCGGCUUUGACAGAAACUCUUCCAUGUUCGGCCUUUCACCUCUUCACUUUUGCUUGGUCCCAGCAGGACCUGAUGGCCACGUGUGCCUUGGCCACAGGAAGCUGCUGAGACUGGCCACAUGGCUGGGCUAGGCGGUGGCCUCACUCUCCCUCAAUGCUGGAAGUGGGGGCUUGGGACAGAUUCUUAUGGAGGAAACUCAUCACACAAGAAGAGACAACUUCACUUUGAAAAUUAGAUCCACUCAAGAUUAGUCCACGCACGAUCCCCACCUUUCUGCACAGGAUCCGUGGUUGUGGCCCACUGGCUGCAGCUUGCUAAGGGCAAGGGUGUUGCUCACGGCAGCUCUGUGGCUGAGGCUUGUGCCUAGGCCUUGGCAACCAGAUCUCUGUUUCUGGAGUUUAAAAAGGUGUUUGGUGGCCACGAGAAUCGGUGGGUGCACUGGGGAAGCUGCUGUCUCUACCCUUCCUGGCAGGAGCCUCCACAUGCUUCUCUGCAGCCAUAGUCUGAAGACAGCCAGGCCACCCACCUCAGGGUAGGUUCAGGAGGGGAGACGGCAGGCUGCACAAGACCCUGGUGCAGCUGUCUCUAGAGUGUUGAGUGCUGGUGGCUGUGGUGGGAGGCAGCUCUCAGCGUGAGCCUGGAUGGGAGCAGGGACAUGAGGCUGGCUAGAAACCUUGAGCAGUCAGGUGGGCAGGGCUGAGAAUCUGGGAUCAGGUCUAAGUGCCACAAACGUGCCAUGUUUCAGCCUCUGGCUUGACAUGGGGCUGCCCACGCCUGGCUGCUGCUGAGCGGUCUAGCCCAGUGAUCUCUGUGUAGUUGAGCCAGGUCUGCUCUCCAGACGAACAGUGGCUCUGCAACCACAGUGUCUUGAUCCAAAAUACCGAACAGGGAAUCAUGUUCUUCCCACCCUGCCCCCGCCCUGCCCCACCAGAUGGGACCCAAUGCAGAUCUCCAGCCUUAAUUCUUGCUUCAGGACCCAGACCAGCGCCUCACCUAGGGCAGCCCAGGGCACAGGGGCCAGGUCUGCCCAGCGUUUACCACUGUUGUUAAGCCAGAGCCCUCAGGCCACCACACGGCCAUCCUCAGUGAGGCGCCAGUGCCCUUCCUAAGCCCCUCAGGUUCCCUCAGCACUGGGAGGAGGGUGCUGGGCAACAUGCCAGGUUCACUCCUGCCGGAGCGGAGCGAGCGCUGGGAGGGGAGGAGGGGCUUGUUCCCUGCCGCGUCUGUUCUGUGAAGUUUGUUAAAUGUAAGGGAAGCUGAAAUUCUUGUAUCUUUAAAGAGGAAAUCUUAUUUAACCCUUUGUGUCCUAGAUUGACUUACACAUAGCCUAGAGCUCAGUUUUAGUUUAACAUUGUGAAAAUAUUAAAAGAAUCUUGUAACUUUA